Messenger RNA from Podospora pseudocomata, 2712 nucleotides. It is a transcript of the gene atg12, whose product is annotated as Ubiquitin-like protein. NCBI's taxonomy places the organism in Eukaryota, Fungi, Ascomycota, Sordariomycetes, Sordariales, Podosporaceae. Gene Ontology annotation, biological process: autophagosome assembly; nucleophagy; C-terminal protein lipidation. Gene Ontology annotation, cellular component: cytoplasm; Atg12-Atg5-Atg16 complex; phagophore assembly site membrane. The transcript is spliced from 2 exons. Bases 648 to 1103 code for a protein of 151 amino acids. The record is from RefSeq and is a predicted model, not a curated record.
CUGCCACAUCACGAAUAACGAUAUUCUCGAAGUCAUGGAAGCAUCAGAUGCCACUUGAUAUAUAUAUAUAUAUUUGUCUGAGGUGUUGAAGCGGUCAAGGUUGCGUUGCAUGUUUGUUACUCAGCGGCGAGAAGAAGAAAAGCAAAGACCUCUUAGCUAGGUAAGUAAAGUCAGGCGAUUCGGCAGCCUGAUGGAAACAGGGAGCCGCAAUUGCCGUGCCAUUUCGUUCCAUUUGCGUCGCGGAGCUAUUGCAGCGUGGAUUUGAUAUUUAUACAUCAAAACCAGCCAACCUGGUAAGGUCGGCCCGGCCCGCUGACAUUUCCAAAGCCAUUGUCGUCAAAAUGGACGGCAAAGCGUGUGGUUUUUGACAGCUUCACCCUAUACCCUAACCCUGAGAAUAGCACAUGGUGGGGUGGGGUCCCCCCACAAGAAGCACAUGCCAAGAUUGAUGAUCGAUCGUGGGGCUGCCUGGUUGCCCUGAUGCACUGGACAACCUCAAAGCUUACGACUCGUCUUUGGGAAACCUUUCACAAAAAACACAGAUACUCAUCCGUUUGCUCGUUACUGAGCCGCCACUCCGCUUUGUCCAUCAUCUCUGACAACAAAUAGCCAAAGGGCGGAGAACAGCAACCGAUAUCUUAGCCAACAUGGCAUCCUCAUCUUCACCCUCCCGCCCGACAGCGGACGACACCAAUACAUCACCACCGGCAUCCCCUGUUUUGGAAGGUCGUGACUCCCCGGAUCUGCCCCUCACCAUGACAGCAUCCACAGUUCUAAUGACCCUGCCCCGUGAUGCCACAACUGCCCUCGCCGCUGCCGGAGCCUUCCCUCAGGAGAAAGUCAUCGUGCGUUUCCGGCCUGUCGGAGCAGCCCCGGCCGUACUUCGAGAGCAGGUCAAGGUUUCCAGCAGCUACAAGUUUGAGAGUGUUGUAGCCCAUCUGAGGAGAUCUCUCAAGGUCAGGGAUACAGACAGUGUGUUUCUCUACAUUAACAGCACCUUUGCCCCGUCACUAGACGAGGUAGUGGGCAACCUAUGGAGGUGCUUCAAAGACUCGGAAAACAGACUGAAUGUGUCCUACUCGAUUACUCCUGCGUUUGGAUAGUAAGUCUACCAUGUUGGCAUGACCGAAACCGCGACAAAGUUAUGUGUCCCAGUCAAAAGCAUGAAGCUAUUAUCCUUGAGUAUUAUAUGAAGAGUCCUUUGAUGAAACGCAAAGGCAUCCUAACUACCUAUCAACACAACAUGGUAUCCGCCAAAAUGCAAUCAAAUGGCCAAACAGAAAACCAGUUACCGCCAAUGCAUACAAUAAACCACAACGCUGAACCCAAGUGCGAAAGGGACAACCACGCCAUGCGAAGCAUCCACCACCCCCAAAUCCCAAUAUUCUUUACACAUCCUUGACCGUCUCCGCGAACGCCUCGAGCUCGUCCUUUGGAAUCGGGUACGUGUGCUCAGGGGCAGGAUAUUGCCGACUCUUGACCUCGUCUCGAUAAGUCUCAAUGGCCCGGAGACUCUCUGACCAGACAUCGCCAUACUUCUUGACAAACUUGGGGAGGAACCUUCCAGGGGGAAAGUUGCCCGUCAUGUCGACCUGCACAAGCACCUGACCAGAGCAGCCGUUUCCAGCACCAAUGCCAAUAGUUGGAACAGAGAGCUUUUCAGUGAUGAUGGAUGCCACCUCGGCAGGGACUGCCUCCAGGACCAUGGCAAAGCACCCGGCUUCUUGAAUGGCGAGUGCAUCUUCCAGCACCUUCAUAGCACCGUCAGACGUCUUGCCUUGGACUCUGAAACCACCCAGGGCAUUCUGCCGUUGAGGAGUCAGGCCUACAUGGCCAAGUACUGGAAUGCCGGCUCUGGUGAUUUUGGCAAUGGUGGGAGCCAUCUCUUUGCCGCCUUCAAGCUUGAUGCCCUGCAUGCGGCCCUCUUUGACAAACCGGAUGGCUGUCUCGAGAGCCUGUUCCGGGGCGAUCUCGUAUGAGCCCAUGGGAAGGUCACCAAUCUAGGAGGAAUGUCAGCCAGUCUAUUGCAGAGUAGAGGGGACCAGAAUAGAACACAUACAGUAAAGGCAGCUCGGGUGGCACGUGCAACGGAUCGACAGUGUAACAACAUCUCUUCCAGAAGAACCUCUGAUGUAUCUUCCAUGCCGAGGGCCACCAUGGCAAGGCUGUCGCCGACGAGGACCAUAUCCAUGCCGGCGGCAUCUGCCACAUGGGCGCUGGGGAAGUCAUGGGCAGUGAUCAUGGUGAUAGGCUCACCCCUCUUGUGCAUGGCUCGGAGGGUACCGAUGGUGACCUUUUUGCGGGGGUUGGUGGGUGGCGUGCCCAUGGGGGAGUGGGAGCUGCUUCUGGUUUGCUGAUUUGAUGCAUGUUUUUGGCGGAAUACAGAGGCAAAGGGUGCUGUGGUGUUGAGUGUUGAUGUUGUUGAUAGUGUUGUUGGUGGUGGUCGUGUGCCCCUGGAAAGGGUAGCGCACGACCUCCGAGCAACUGAGGACAGUGAUGAUAGGUACAUAGGGUGUACUUGUGGUCACUGAAGAGGUGUGUGUGUGCGUGUGCGUCUUGCUGCACGGUGACGUCUUGUUUCAAAGUGGAAAAAAGUGGUGGUUGUUUCUCAGCUCUCUUUUUUCUUCUGCAAAGAACAGAAAGAGAAGAGUUUUUGGGAAUCUGAAAAUGAGCAUGGUUGGGGUGAAUUCGCGCAGUUUUUAAUCAGCAGGG